Molecule: messenger RNA, 4483 nt
Organism: Penicillium subrubescens
Lineage: Eukaryota; Fungi; Ascomycota; Eurotiomycetes; Eurotiales; Aspergillaceae
Product: putative serine/threonine protein kinase (Kin4)
Exons: 5
Coding region: 663-3800 (1045 amino acids)
Biological process (GO): intracellular signal transduction; microtubule cytoskeleton organization; protein phosphorylation
Cellular component (GO): cytoplasm
Molecular function (GO): ATP binding; tau-protein kinase activity; protein serine/threonine kinase activity
Source: RefSeq, a predicted model, not a curated record
CUCUUCCUUCCCAUCCUUUCUCUCUCAUCCCUCUUGGCCCUUUCCCUCUGGCCUUUUUUUUCCUUUUGCUGUUUCUUUUUUAUGUUAUUGUCUUUCUUGUCGGUUGCCCCAUUUCCUUCCCAAAACCCUCACCAGCCCCCUUUUUUUCCUUUCUGAACCGCCCGACCGAACCUCUCCCCUCGCGCCCCCUGUCCGCGCGAAACCGCCCCUCCGUACCCUGGAUUCGAUCAUGUCCAGCAUCCGCAAUUGAACCUGCUGGAAUUGAUCCGGGACUCUUCUUCGCGUCUGAGACAUUGCUUCUUCCGCGUUUGUUUGUCCCCAGUUCUCGGACAACGUGCGACUGUCGCUGUCUGAUCCGCCCGUGGGCCACGGAGAGAAGAGAGGGGACUCUAGAACACUGCAGUGCAGCUGGUGAGGCUGACCGUUGACACUCGGUGAGUGCGACCGAUCGCCCAACUCUUUGCCCCCAAUCUUCGUCGCCCAACACCCUCCGGGAGAGCUCUGGUGUUUCGACGCGCCGUGCCCGUCGCAAUUGGUCUUUUCGUCCUUUCCGAUCAAGUGCCUGAUCGAGGGCUGACGUGGACCAACUUAAAAGUCCCGGAACUUGGUGCUUUCAAUCUGAAGCCAAUUCGUGAGGCAGGCCCCAACCAGCUUCCUCUGCUAUGAGCACUUCUCAUCCUCAGCCCCUCCCUCUCCCUGCUCACGCUGCACCAACCUCGAGUCAUACCACGCCAUCCCCACAGAAGCAUGCGCGCAACAACUUUCCCGACAUGCUAAGCUCCCCGCCGGUUCCUCCUCCGAGGACUUCCUCUGCCCGCCGCAGCCCCAAUGGGGAAAAAAGCUCGCGACACAGCAAAAGUCGAUCUGACCGCAAGGAGAACCGCGACCGACCCCGUGAGGACCGCAAUGGAAAGAGUCGAACCCGGCGACCAGACCCUCCAGAAGAAACGACUCGAGAAUCGGGCAGGUCACGAGAAGUACCGGAGUCGACUUCUCGGGUAAACCACGAUAUGGAGGACGGCGCGAGCCAGGAAUUGGUGCGAGAGUCUAGCGCGGUCAUCAAUUCGGUGCUGGUCAGCGAUCCCGUGGUGGACAUGGAGAGAGAGCUGGUGCGGCAAAUGGGUGGCUCAGAUGCCGCCGCCGUUGCCGUGGAGGCCAAUUCCUCCAGCUAUGGCGCACCUGGAAACGAAGGCGCUGAAGAGGGAGCCCGUACUGGGCAUCGCAGCCGACACGACUACAGCAACAACGGGAAAGAUCUCAAGCGCAAGGAGACUACCUUCGGCACCUACAUUCUCGGUCAAACCCUCGGUGAGGGUGAGUUUGGAAAGGUCAAGUUGGGAUGGAAACGAGAUGGAAGCAUCCAAGUCGCCAUCAAAUUGAUCCGAAGGGAAUCUCUGGGAUCGAACCCCAGCCGGCUACCCAAGAUCUACCGCGAGAUUUCCAUCCUGCGCGAGCUCGCUCAUCCAAACAUUGUCCGUCUACAUGAGAUGGUUGAAACGGACCGCCACAUUGGUAUCAUCAUGGAGUACGCGUCGGGUGGUGAAUUGUUCGACUACAUCCUGAACAACCGUUAUCUCAAAGACAACUCGGCGCGCCGAUUGUUUGCGCAAUUAGUGUCAGGUGUAGGGUAUCUGCACAAAAAGGGCAUUGUUCACCGAGAUCUGAAGCUGGAGAAUCUCCUGCUGGACCGGAAUCGAAACAUCAUCAUUACUGAUUUCGGAUUCGCAAAUACCUUUAAUCCCAUCGAUCAAUUGGAGGAGGAGAUUGAGUACAACUUGACCAACAAGGAGUACGUGAAGCGCAAGCGCCUGGACAAGCUGGGUCCCGAUGGGCUGCGUCGGGGAGACCUGAUGCAGACCAGCUGUGGAAGUCCCUGCUAUGCAGCUCCAGAGUUGGUUGUCAGUGACUCGCUUUACACUGGUCGAAAGGUCGAUGUUUGGAGCUGUGGUGUGAUUUUGUACGCCAUGCUCGCGGGCUAUUUGCCGUUCGACGAUGAUCCAGCCAACCCGGACGGUGACAAUAUCAACCUCCUUUACAAGUACAUUGUCACCACGCCUCUGACCUUCCCCGAAUACGUCACUCCUCAUGCCCGUGAUCUCUUGCGACGGAUUCUGGUUCCCGACCCCCGAAAACGUGCCGAUCUCUUUGAGGUCGCUCGCCACAGCUGGCUGAGUGAGUAUGCACACAUUGUGUCGCACAUCACCAGCAGCACUACCAAUGUGGCAGACAUCGCGAACUCAACAGUACCAGCCGAACCCAAGAAUGAAGCGCCGGCACUCGCACGCAGUGCCUCAGUUCGCGAGCCACCCAAGACCAGCCAUGGCUCCGUCCCCGCUGUUGGCGGACUCAACCACCAUGCUGGUGAUAUUUCACAGGGAUCGCCAAGCGACAAGUCAAAGACAUCUCGUGAUGCUAAGCGCAGAACGGUGCAGGUUGAAUAUGUCGCUCCACAGUCUCAAACAACAAGAGGAGAGUACCAGGAGACUUCGGAAUCACAAAGCCGGGGCACUACCAAGCAGGAGGAGCAAGCGCCUGCGCCACCGGUCAAGGAUACAACCACUCGAACGGCACCGAAGCCUCCUGUCAACUACGACAAGCCAUUGCCUGGUCACUUCCCUCGAUCUACCUCGGACAAUGCCGCAUUCACUGGAACACACACAACGGCCACCGCGGGGCUCUCCACCACGAGGCCGACGACGGGUGGUUCCAUCGCAUCUUUCCAUACUGGUCGCCUUCCAUCCCGAGGCUCCUAUGGUCAGCCCGUGGCUCCUACUGUCACGGCGACCAACACCGAAGGUCGACUUGCACAGCCAAAGAGUGGCCAAUUCUCCCUUGCGCAGAACCCGGCGCAGGCAUCAACUGCUUCCAUUGGCCGUCCCAGCACACAACAACUUCCUUCCGCAUUCAACCCGACUCCUCGGCAAGAGCCUCCUAAGGGUCACAAGCGCUCAAACACUGUCUCAAGUAUCGGAGAAAAGCUGUUUGGCCGCUCUGGGUCACUCCUGGGUGGUCGCAAUUCGCAGUCAAACGCGACAUCUCGUGGGGAUCGCCAAAACAAGCGGUAUCCCCCUACGAGCAUGAAGGAGCCUUUGCCUCGGGAAGAUUCUCGUGUUUCCAUGGAUUCCCGGAGGUCAAUGCAAUACUCGCAUAGUCGCAAAGCGAGCCAGGCUGGCGAAGGCCGCGCCCGUCGUUUCUCUCUGCUUCCAUCGUCUUUCUCCUUCCGGAACUUCUCUGGUCGAGACCAGACCCCGGAGGAGGUAUCCCAAACCCCGCGCACAUUGGAACCAGUUGGACCGCAGCGCCCAGCUACUGGUCCAGCCCAGACCCGACCUCGCGCAACGAGCUAUGGAACACAAGAAGCCAUGGGUAUGGUCAGUGAAGGGCCUGCGGAGGAGGCAUUCGACAACAAGGACUCCGAGCCUUUCAGCUACGAGGCCCAGAUUGACCAACAAUUCGCCGAGCUGGGCAACCGAUUCGACCAGACCCAGGAUUCCUUUGGCGCCAUUUCAUCCGAACAGGUCUAUCAAAAUGACGAAGGGUAUCAGGGCCAUAACUACACUUACUCGUCAAAGCCGAAUUACUACGAUGAUUACAGCGGCACCUACGACAACAUGCCCCGUCAGUCAAUGCAGGCGGGUAGGCGCGGGCCUCAUGUCCUGCAGAAGAGCCACCGCAAAUUUGCCGAUGCUUACGAGUACGAGCGGGACGGAUCCCACCAUUCAGGCAGCUCUGGUGCGGCCAGGAAAGUUAUGGACUUCUUCCGCAGACGAGCCAAGUCUCGUGCUGGUGAUGACCGAUAGUUCCAAUUGUACAAUGUCUUGUCGACUUUUGUUUGAAUAAGUGAUCGACUCCAACAAGCCUCGCAAUGAGUGAAAUCCUCGGAUGGAUGACACCACCAAAUCCCCACCCGCCUUGCUUCGAUACAAAGCGCAAACUCAAUUACAUCUUUGCUGCGCUCAAGGCAUUAAUUUUUGCUUCCUCCCACGCCCAAACUCGAGUGAGAAAAGAAGAAAGCAGCGAGGUUGUUCGAAUACCCCCAUGUGAUACCCUGCUUUUGUUUCAAGUUUUUUUCUACAUUCUGUGCAUGGAGCGAAAUUCUUCAUCAUCCGUUGGGUGUUUGAUUAAUUAUCUAGCAUGUUCAUUUCCUUUGUCAGAAUACAUUUUCCUUAUUUUUCUCUGUGUGUGUCUUUUCUUUUCUCAUUUGGCUAAUGUGUCCCCGUUUUUUUCGGGGUUCCUCUAUUUCUCUUCUUGUUUGAUUCAAGCCACCAUGUUCAUUUCUCCUGUCAUUAUUAUCUCUGACUGUAAAGUGGGACCGAAAUCGUGACCUUCUUCAGAGCUUUACCAUCCCCUUUUUUGUCCCAUCAUUGCGUGAUCCAUUCAUUUGCUCAUAUCAUCCCCAUUGCCCCAUGUUCUUCUAGGCUCUCUGUCUUAUACGGGAGGUGGUUCUUUUGAACGAUAAUUCAAUUUUUGAUGUUGAGUGGCA